AUGCAACACUCAGAUUUUUUCCCAAAUGCUUCCUCCUACAUUGGCCCGCAAAGGGAUCCCCCUCUGUCACGCACUGGCUUCAUCAUUCUGGCCAUCAUUAUGGCCAUUUUCACCGGCCCGGCCAUCAUACUCAACGCUACAGUGAUUAUUGUGUCCCUCAUGUACAAGCAGCUGAGGAAGCCGCUCAACUAUGCUCUGGUGAACAUGGCUGUGGCUGACCUGGGAACAGCGAUGACCGGAGGGGUACUGUCUGUGGUCAACAAUGCUCAGGGGUAUUUCUCCCUGGGAAGAACAGGCUGUGUGAUGGAGGGCUUUGCAGUGUCUUUGUUUGGUAUCACAUCUCUGUGCACAGUUGCUCUGAUUGCAGUGGAGAGGAUGUUUGUUGUAUGUAAGCCCAUAGGGCAGAUUACUUUCCAAAAGCAGCAUGCGGUUGGCGGUAUUGCCCUGUCCUGGCUGUGGUCCCUUACAUGGAACUUACCGCCCCUCUUUGGCUGGGGCAGGUAUGAGCUGGAGGGGGUCGGGACUUCCUGUGCACCUGACUGGCACAACCGAGACCCUCAUAAUGUCUCCUACAUUCUGGCUUAUUUUGCAGUAUGCUUUGCUGUUCCUUUUGCCAUUAUCUUGGCAUCCUACACAAAACUAAUGUGGACAUUACAUCAGGUAUCAAAUAUGGCCAGUGUGGAAGGUGGUGCAGUAGCUAAAGGAGAGACGAAGGUGGCAUUUAUGGUCGUUCUUAUGGUCCUGACAUUUCUGAUCAGCUGGAUGCCUUAUGCUGGCCUGGCCAUGCUGGUGGUCUACGACCCUGAUGUGGAGAUUCACCCGCUGGUAGGCACAGUGCCUGUUUACUUGGCCAAGAGCAGCACUGUGUACAAUCCCUUGAUCUACAUCUACCUCAACAAACAGUUCCGUAAAUAUGCAGUGCCCUUCCUGCUGUGUGGGAAGGAGCCGUGGGUGGAGGACGAGGCCUCUGAGAACGUCACCACCAUGGAGACUACAACCAACCAAGUGGCUGCUGCCUGA
Molecule: messenger RNA, 1020 nt
Organism: Scomber japonicus (chub mackerel)
Lineage: Eukaryota; Metazoa; Chordata; Actinopteri; Scombriformes; Scombridae
Product: parapinopsin-like
Exons: 4
Coding region: 1-1020 (339 amino acids)
Biological process (GO): visual perception; G protein-coupled receptor signaling pathway
Cellular component (GO): membrane; photoreceptor outer segment
Molecular function (GO): G protein-coupled receptor activity
Source: RefSeq, a predicted model, not a curated record